AUGUCUGAAUUAUUGCACCUGCAGGACAAACUGAUGCAGGAAGUUGAUAAAAUCUUUGGAGAGUUAAUCAAGAAAAUUGGUGAAAGUCACGGUUCGAUUUCCGGCUUCUGCGGAAGUAUAUAUAAUACGGGGCAUGAUGGAUUAUGCCGUAGCAGAUGUCAGGAGAUUACAAAAAUCCUGCUAUACAUGAAAGGGUAUGAUUUAACACAGACUCAAGGAUUGCAGACACGGACAGUAGACCAGGCACAUUGGACGGCCUUUCAAGAAUAUUUAAGAUGUGUGCUAGCAGGAGAGGCUUUAGUACGAGUCUAUGGGAGCAAUCGUGAUCAUGUGGACGUAAUGAAUAGGGUUUCGGAUUAUUUAACACCAGGUAAAACAUUUAUGCAGCAGACGCUUCAAAGUGGAAUAUGUGACAACAGAGAUUGGGGGAAGGUGAUAUUCCAAUCAAAGAGUCUGGGAACUGCCCUACAUAAUCGAUUACACGACCUCAAUAAAACUUGGCCGCAAGUUAGAGCAGGUGCUGGGCACGCAGCAAGAAAAUGUGGAUGGGAUGAUACAGACGGAACUACGCACACUGACGAACCAUGCAAUGAGAACGACGUGGUGAUAACAGAAGACGACGCGCUCAUGAAGACAAUAAGGCACUCGGUGGAAGCAGCAGACACCUUUCCGAACGUACGGAGGGUGUUACACGACAUGCAAAAACAAGGGGGAUACACGGGGCGCUGUGACAUAGAGACGAAGAUAAAGGAGAAGGUCCAGGAAAUGCAGAACACAGUGAACAGGACAAAAACGACCGCUGCGCGUGGCCAAGUGCCACGAGGACCAGGAUUAGGACGUGGAUCCGGAGGAGGACCCGGGAAAGCAGGGUCACCGUCACCACGCCCUGGAACAGGACCAGGGAGGCGACCAAGACCGCGGCCGAGACCCGUACCACCGUCGACAUCGUCCACGAAACCGUCCGAACCGCCCACCGUGGCGACACCAGCGGCCGGCUCAGAACCACCACCACAACCGGUCAAGCCGGCGACAGCUGCCCAACCAGUAGCGGUGAAACCGGCAUCACCACCGUCAUCGGGAAGUGGCACGACGACGACAUCAUCUGGUGGUGGUGGUGGUGGUAAGGGUGCUGCUCCCGGAGGUAAUGGGAACACCGAACACACGACAUGUAAAGGGCAGAGAAUAUUGGACGGGACGCAUACGGAAGUGUACGUGGUGCACGGGUACAAUGCUGAUCAAUGGCACCAGGUGAAGGAAGUGUUGGAAGAGUUUAUUAAGUAUUUAGGAACCAAUAAUGAAAAUUUUGACGCACUUGGUGCCAACUGUUAUAAUACAGGUUGGAAUGAUUUCGACGACGUUGCAUACUAUACGGGACAAAGAGUAGCGGAUAUGAUGAGGUGCCGACUCAUGUCAGGUGCGUUGUGGUUUGCAAACACAGACACAAAAGAUGACCACAUCAAUAGGUUAAGAUGUGAGGUGGUACAUGUCUUUGGGCAUCUACUGAAAACGUUGUACUGUAAGGAUAAGGGAGGAUACAAGAGAGGUACAGAGUAUGCUUGGGAAACAUUCAAGAGCAUGCAGAGUCAAGGACAAAAUGGAACUGCAUUGGUACCGGGUCCUGUUGUGGAAGGAAAGUGCACAAUGUGUGGAUAUGACCAGCAUCGGAGGUGGUCAAAAGCAAUAAAUUGGGAAAUAGCUGACUGGCUAUUGGGGGACGGAACAAUAAGUUCUGAAAUAGCACAAAUGCAACAGGCAAUGCCGUGUACAACAAAAUGGACAGAUUAUAUUAAGGACGGGGAACAACAACAGGAGAGUAUCAAUAAAAAUUUGGACGACAAGGGACUUAAGCAGGUGGCGCUAGUAACGAAGGAGAUAGUAGAGAAAGCAACGAAGGUGUUUGAACAGGUGAAGAAAAAGGUAGAACAGGAAAUUGCAACAGUGAAAGACAAGGAUACGACAGGAGGCAAGAAACCAGCAGAUCCACCAGUUAAGGUACCAGCAGUACCACAGGCGGUUGUUCCGGAGAAGAAAGUAACUUCAACCAAGAAUGGUGCAGACGCAGUAGGCAGGUCCGAUAAUGGGGCACAGCGGCCCGUACCACAACCCCCACCUGCGGCACCGCCACCAGGGCAGGACGGCCAGGGGCCCAAGGAUGAACCGAAGGAUAAGAAUACAUCAGCAGGUAAGCAGGAUGGACCCUCUUGUGUGACCACUAUAAAUGAUAAGAAAGUCCAUAGAACCCCGUUUCAUGAUAAUAAUGUUGGUAUACAGCUUACGUUAACUGACACCAGUCCUACAUCCGGCUGCGCAGGAAGCAGUACCCCAGGAACUCCGGGAACAGACAGUAAAACGAACAUUGGCACACAACCUAACGUUGAGGAUAAGAAGAAGGAUGCUGAUGCGAAUGAACACGGAAGCGGAAAAGGAACAAAAGGAGCCGAUAGCCCACCUGAGCCGUCUAGGCAGGCGGAUGAACAGGGAAAAGGGGACAACUUACCGACUGACGGAUCAUGCUCAGGUACUUCACACCCCUCCGGGGAAAACAGUAUUGUGCCUCGGGUCAUACAAAAAGAGGAUACUUCCGAUGGCUCCGAAAUGUUCCACCCUGAUUGGGAUGGAACACAGUUUCCAUGGGAAAAAAAGAACGAAACCGGAUCACAGGCACCCGCUGCCGCGGCCUCCCCCGUGAGUGGCACUACUGGACAGCAACCUUCCGACUCUGUCGACCCAAAUCAGCGACAAUGUAACCCUUCUGAGAAUUCUGCAGGGACCCGACCAUGUGUCCUGGAAAUAUCACCAGGACAUAUACCCGGCAUAGAUACUGUAUCUGGAGGAUUUGCACCCCCGUACCCAGAACAUAAAGCAUCCUCCCCAUCAAAUACAAACGCAGGUACGGGGAGCGGGGGCCCAGAUGGACCCGACCUAACCGCCGACGUCCUUACCGCCACUACUCCCGUGCUGUUUUUUCUCACUUCCGUCACCGUCGCCCUUCUUGGUUAUUCCCUUUGGCAGUACUUUGCGUACCUCGGACAACCACGACGACGAGCAUAUCGAACCGUUCGUGACGUGCCGUCACCGCCACUCGACGAAGAAAUAUUGCAACAUCUACAACGCGGCGAACUGCCGCCACCCGUUUACGGGUACACGGUUAUGCGCGCACCACGUCGCGAUACAUUUGCCGACCGCCGCGGACCACGCCCCCCACGCGUGCAUAAGCGCACGAUCAUCGAGCUACAUCUAGAAGUGCUCAACGAAUGUGAAGCAGCCGAGUGGGAAAACGUCAAAGACGACUAUUUGCAAAUACUCGUUGAACAGUUUAUGGGGGACGACAACGGACGUUGUGGUGCCCCGGUUUCUUCUUCGAACCAGGAAUCGACAACCGGCCAUUCCACAACCGCCGAUUCGACAACCCUGGAUUCAUGUCGACCUAACGAAGAGGACCCCGAUCCAUGGAGUUGUAUGGAAUCCAAACAGUUAGCAACGGACCCUUGUCCACCUAACGAAGAUGACCCCGAUCCAUGCAAGUGUAUGGAAACUAUACAGUUCGCAACGGACCCCGGUCCACCUAACGAAGAGCACUCCGAUCCAUGGAGUUGUAUGGAAACCAUGCAGUUAGCAACGGACCCUUGCGCACCGCAUGACCCCGAUCCAUGGAGUUGUAUGGAAACUAUACAAUUACAAACGCACCCUUGUGCACCGAAUGAAGACCACCCCGAUCCAUGGACUUGUAUGGAAAACAUACAGUUAGCCACGGACACUUCUCCACCGAAUGAACACGACCCCGAUCCAUGGAGUUGUAUGGAAACCAGACAGUUAGCAACGGACGCUUCUCCGCCUAACGAAGAGCACCCCGAUCCAUGGAGUUGUAUGGAAACCAUACAGUUAGCAACGGACCGUUGUCCAACUAAUGACUGCGCUUCAUGCAGUUGUAUGGAAAACAUACAGUUAGAUGCACAACAGCAUGCUCAUUCCAACCCCGACCACGGUCACGACACGUCGUACUGCACCCAAUGGAUUAACUGGAUUGACCGCAACAAGCACCUAUUGCAGCAGUGCACGACGCAGCCGUGGUUUUUGCAAUUGACAGCGGAUUGGACACAAUACCUGCGUGCACACAUGGCGGCAGACGCAGCAUCCGGUGAGCACAGGACAGCCGCAACCAUGGACAGCAAGAAGCACGCAUGGAAACAGUGGAUAGCGCAACAACAUCGGCAAAUGAGUGUGUACAGGGAACAGGAGUGGUUCCAUCAUUUGUUGGUCCACAUCCAGGAGGAGACAGCACCGGAAAAACGCGCAGUACCUAUAGCGCAAAAAGCCUUAGAACUGGACAACGUAAUGGGAACAGAAGAUGUUCUACGAGUGAGAGAUGUACCACGCACCCAACUGCAUAAGCAACCUUACAUGAAAAAACGGGCAACCGCUAACAUAUGGAUACUGCUCCUGGCAUUAGUCAUAGAACAGUGCGAGGUCGAAUGUCGUUUGCAGGAGACGGAGUUAUAUGUGGAUGACCUAUUGGCACAGCUCUGA
This is a messenger RNA of Plasmodium fragile, 4527 nucleotides long. RefSeq lists its product as uncharacterized. The transcript is spliced from 5 exons. Bases 1 to 4527 code for a protein of 1508 amino acids. The record is from RefSeq and is a predicted model, not a curated record. Lineage: Eukaryota; Apicomplexa; Aconoidasida; Haemosporida; Plasmodiidae.